AUGGAAGAAGAAAGUCAGCAGAUAGAAGAUACAGAUCCAAAAAAUCCGGUAAGUUUAUUAAAUUUUCAAGAAAAUCAAUAUUUUCGGGUUUUUUCAGUUCAAAACGCUUCCAAUUGAAAUGAACAAGAUGGUUUUGGAGUAUUUGGAUCCGAUUUCAAAGAUCAAUUUUGGAAGAUCCUCGAAAUUCUGCGAUUUCGUGAGCACGAUUUAUGAUGAUCAAGUUGUGGAAAUCGCUUGGAAUGGGAGCCCCAGAGAUUUCAGUUUUCGACUUCGGAAUUCUCCCAAUGUUAUGUAUAGUGUAUGGCUUGUCACGAGAGAAGAACCAAAUAGAACUAUUAACGUUGCUCAAAUAUCCGAUGUUUUUGAAGAUUUUACGAGGAUUGACAAUCAGGAAGAACUCUGGGUAACCAAAUUCUAUGCGAACAUGCUGGAUGAGACUAGAAAUGUGAAUUCUAGACUUUGGGAAAAGGAAUUUCGAGGAAACAAUUUCGAUUUGUCAGUUCGAUAUUUUCUGGAGUUAUUGAGAAGAAAUCAAAAUUCAAUCAGAAAUCUGUCAAUAUUUUGUGAUGAUCGAAUGAGCCAAUUUAUGAGCAAUUUAUCAAUCAAUAAUUAUAAUUUAUUUUUUCCGAGAAAUCUGGAAACAAUCAAAGUUACUGGAAAUCUACCAAAUUAUGAGAAGCUAUUCAUGAUUCCUGAUGUAACAAUUGAUGGAACAGAAUUGAAUCUGGAAGCAUUGAAGAAUUUCAAAUCUUCAUUUCUUAUUUUAUCAGAAAAAACGAUAAGUUUGGAAGAUUAUAAAGAAUAUCUGGAAUUAUGGAGUCAAGGAGAACUUCAUGAAAAUUUGGAGAAAAUUGAGUGGAAUACGGGGAAUUCGAGAAUGUCUCGACCACCGAUUGAGGCAAAUAUUUUUGAAUCUAGUUUUGCUGACAAAAUUGGACCGCGUGAAAAUACACGGGAAGGGUUAGUUUAGUUUGAUUUGAGUUCUGAAUUUGCCAAUAACAUUUUCAGAUAUGUGCAAAGAUUUGAAAUAAUCACCAAUAUUCUGGAAACAAAUUAUCGAUUGAUUGGAGUAUUUGUUGAAAAUGUUAUACUGUCUGGACUUCCUCCGCUUAACUCGAAAGUUACUGUUGAGAAGAAGCCAAUUGAUUAA
Messenger RNA from Caenorhabditis angaria, 1150 nucleotides. The record is from the annotation of a GenBank genome assembly. Lineage: Eukaryota; Metazoa; Nematoda; Chromadorea; Rhabditida; Rhabditidae.